GAAGUACCACCCCGAGGAAUGUGCGGAUACCUCUGACAGCUAACUGGUGACGUGGCCUGACGCUGAUCGCAUGGGUUCUGUCAGGAUUGAGUGACUAUUCGAGAUUCUUACCGCGUCUUUUCGGGUGCAAGGCUGUAGCGAACACCGACACAACACCCACCAGUCUACCCUAUCGUCCAAACGGUUAUCUCGAAUCAGACAAAUUCGACGUAUCUUUUCACCGACUAACCUCCUCCUACCUUGUCUGAGCCCCCAACAGAGGGUACUCUGGGUUGUUUGGCCCAACCACCCGUUAUUUUCAAUCCUCAAGACCAGGCAACUAAGCGAUGAACCCGGAUCUCGCGACAGGAUGGAUCAGAUGAUGGGAGAUGGGGGGAGGUUACCUCUCGAAGCAUGGUUUUGGGAGAUGCCCAUAUGCACUAGGUGGUGGACGACAGCGACUGUGUUGACCAGCGCGAUGGUGCAGUGUCAGAUUGUCACACCGUUCCAGCUCUUCUACAGUUUCCGUGCCGUUUUUGUCAAGUCACAGUACUGGCGGCUCCUAACCACGUUUCUCUACUUCGGGCCUUUCUCCCUCGACCUUCUCUUUCAUGUCUACUUCCUUCAACGCUACGCAAGACUCUUGGAGGAGUCAUCAGGACGCUCACCUGCCCACUUCUCGUGGCUUUUGGUCUAUGCUAUGAUAAGCCUCCUACUGCUCUCCCCUCUAGUCUCGAUGCCUUUCUUGGGACACCCUCUCUCCUCUACUCUUGUCUAUAUAUGGUCCCGCCGAAAUCCAGACACGAGGCUGAGCUUCCUGGGUCUGUUGGUUUUCACAGCACCGUAUCUGCCGUGGGUCCUAAUGGCCUUCAGCUUGGUUCUACAUGGUUCUAUCCCUAAAGAUGAAAUUAUGGGAGUCGUCAUAGGCCACGUAUGGUACUUCUUCACCGAUGUCUACCCCCCACUGCAUCAUGGUUCGAGGCCUUUUGAUCCACCGUCGUGGUGGAGGCGGCUUUUCGAGGCAGAAGCCCCGAAUGACGAGACACGCAACCCUAUUCGCCAUGAUAAUCUUGCUGUGGGUGCUCCGGACAUCGCUGGCGAAGUCCGGUGAUCGGCACUUCAAAUCAGAUUCGAUCUUGUUUCUGGCGACUAUGUCAAAUUCUUAUGGGAGAGGCCACCCUGAUGCAUCAGUUGCAGUCAGUCUCAACAGCUAUGGACGGCCUCGGGAUCUACAACACCGCUACGCAAAGCUGUCUCUACUGGGGCAAAGGAUGGGGCUGUAGCACACCAGCUUCAUAAACCCACGUAUGUCACGAUCAGAUAUCAAUAAAGCCUAUCGGACACAGGACUAUUUCAGAGAUCUUUCUUCAGAUUGGCUUCCAGAGGUAUCGGCCAGCUUAAUAAAGGGGGUCUCCUUUAUAGCCAUAGGUGCUCUCUAAGAUGAUUUAUAAUAUACUAGGAGUCGGAAUAUAAAUAAAGGUACGGAAUUAUAUGUGUAUUUAUCUAAGUUCGUAGUACUUUACGGGGAUAUCUAACUAUUAGAAAAAAGCAGGGG
Molecule: messenger RNA, 1534 nt
Organism: Sodiomyces alkalinus F11
Lineage: Eukaryota; Fungi; Ascomycota; Sordariomycetes; Glomerellales; Plectosphaerellaceae
Product: derlin-2
Exons: 2
Coding region: 350-1090 (246 amino acids)
Biological process (GO): endoplasmic reticulum unfolded protein response
Cellular component (GO): endoplasmic reticulum membrane; Hrd1p ubiquitin ligase ERAD-L complex
Molecular function (GO): misfolded protein binding; ubiquitin-specific protease binding
Source: RefSeq, a predicted model, not a curated record